CAGCCCGUGCACUAAACAAUGACAAAAUUGUAAGGGUUUUUUUAGUCUUGACAAAUUGUGUCGGAACACUUGAAUACAGUAACCUUUCGUUUGCUCUUUCCAGAAGUCAUGGAAAAGGGCUGAGGAUGAGUUGCAAAACAUUGCAGUGUUUAAAGUUAAAGAAUGAAUGAUUUUUGUCUCGUCCGGUUAGCUUUAAUACAUUGCCUAUGUGAUGUUAAAACACAACUUUACACUUUGACAUCACAACACAGUUUGAAAAUGAAGAACGUCUUUUCCGUCCUAAAGUCAUGCCGCUAAAAAUUAUCUUUUUAACGUGUUACUAGCUAAGGAUUCUUUUUCGUUAUAAAACUUUCACACAGCACAUGAUGUGCCAUGGGUAAUAAAAUACGUCUUCGGUUGUGUUUCCAUUUCUCGACUUCUAUGACAAACAUCAUAACACAUGAUAUUGGACGCUGUGCUUGUAACUGAUUCUGUCUAUCCCCAAUAUAAACAAACUCCACGAUUCUGUUUCAUUUCGUAUGUUGUUCCUUGUCAUCAAAUUUCAAGAGUAAGGUUCGCACAGGAAAAUUGAGGCUCUUCUGACCAACAUCUGUGCUGUGUGCUCAUAGCAUAAAGCCAUUCGUUUUUGAAAGGUUGAAAAACGUGUUCUCUCUACCUCUGCAGCUGUGAGAGCUGGAUUCAUUUGUGCAAGGUUUUUCACCACUCAGUUUCUCAUGGCACCGUCUUCCAGAAGUGAAUAUGAAGAGCUUGCCAGAGCUGCAACGGAAAAACUAAAAGAAUACCUCACCUCAACAGACGACUGGAAGACGGCUACAAAAACAAAAGAUGGUAUCACCGUCGAGUACAAGCUGUCAGACAUGAACGAAGGCCGGAAUGUGACCUGCAAGUGGUUUGGAGUUUGAGCAAAAGUAUGGCUUUGGGGCUCAUCUCGCCUCGUGACAUUAUCCAGGUUAUAAGUGUGACAAAGACAGAAGAUACCUUUUUAUCUUCAG
This is a messenger RNA of Aplysia californica (California sea hare), 992 nucleotides long. Its product is annotated as stAR-related lipid transfer protein 5. Lineage: Eukaryota; Metazoa; Mollusca; Gastropoda; Aplysiida; Aplysiidae. Gene Ontology annotation, molecular function: lipid binding. The record is from RefSeq and is a predicted model, not a curated record.